Messenger RNA from Pseudophryne corroboree (corroboree frog), 2537 nucleotides. It is a transcript of the gene SLC27A6, whose product is annotated as solute carrier family 27 member 6. The record is from RefSeq and is a predicted model, not a curated record. The transcript has 10 exons. Bases 485 to 2350 code for a protein of 621 amino acids. NCBI's taxonomy places the organism in Eukaryota, Metazoa, Chordata, Amphibia, Anura, Myobatrachidae. Gene Ontology annotation, molecular function: long-chain fatty acid transmembrane transporter activity; long-chain fatty acid-CoA ligase activity.
CUAAGCCUUGGCUUGUAAACAUGUAGGCGGUGGUUACAUAUUCCUCGCUCAUCGUCUCCGGAUCCAUCCCCUUUUUUUGUGAAAGAAAUGCGCUCAUAAUGCUUUCCUCUUCUCAUGCUGAGUGUAGGAUAGUUUACCGCUCAGCAAACUUGCUGGAAGAAGCAUGACAACAAGAACAACGUGUCCUUCUAUCAAGAUCUGACUAGUCCUGGUGGAAGACCUACAGGGACAGUAAAAGUGCAUGUGACUUUGGAAAGAAGGGAUUGCUGUUCAACUCUGAUCCACAAUCAAAUGAUACACUGUUGCUGCUUUUGCAGGACCUCCUGUCAUAGUUGUUGAUAGUACUUACAACUGCUGCUAUGGCACCCUGUACACACACCUGUGUUACCUCUGGGACAUUCUUUAACUAAUAGCUUUUGUAUUACUAUAAUUUUUUCAUUGCUCAUUCAUUUUAUGCUUGGCUUUUUUGUCUUGUGUGCUAACUAUGGCUCUAGGCUGGAUAACAGGGCUAGUGGCAGGCUUGGCAGCUCUGCAUUUCCUACAGAAGAGAUUUUUCCCAUGCUUCUGGUUUGACCUGAUAUACUUGUUAAAAGUAAUCCGCUAUGGCUUCCUUAUUGAGAAGUAUAGGAGGACAGGUCAUGUCGUGACCGUUGUGGAUCGUUUUGUGCAACAAGCCCAGCGGCUACCUGAUAAGGCCUUUAUAAUAUUCCACGGACAGGUUCACACUUACCGUGAUGUGGACAGAAGAAGCAAUCGUGUGGCCCAAGUUUUCCUGAAGUACUCGACGCUGAAGAAGAACGACACGGUGGCGAUGCUUAUGAACAAUGAGCCGGAUUUCAUUAAUAUCUGGUUUGGUUUGGCUAAAAUAGGCUGCAUGGUGGCGUUUCUUAACUAUAAUAUCCGAUCCAGGUCCUUGUUGCAUUGCUUUCAUAGCUGUGGGGCGAAGAUUCUUAUUGUGGGAGCAGAUAUGCUUGAAUCAUUAGAAGAAAUUCUGCCAAGCCUACAGGAAGACAGCAUCGCAGUUUGGGCAAUGGCUAAAGAAACCACUCUCCCAGGUGUAAAUACUAUCAUAGACAAAUUGGAAACUGUAUCCGAUGAACCUGUGCCGCUACACCUGCGCUUCGUCAGUAGCACAAAUGCUGCAACUCUGUUCAUUUUCACGUCAGGGACUACAGGUCUCCCAAAAGCAGCUGUUAUCAGUCAGCUUCAAGCACUGCGAGGUGCUGCUGGAAUAUGGGCAUUUGGUGGCAAAACUGAUGAUGUUUUAUAUGUCACCCUCCCUCUAUACCACAGUGCGGCUUCUCUCAUCGGGAUUGGUGGAUGUGUUUAUCUAGGCGCAACAUGCGUACUGAGGAAGAAGUUUUCAGCAAGCCAAUUUUGGAUUGACUGCAAAAAGUAUGACGUUACAGUGUUUCAGUACAUUGGGGAAUUGUGUCGCUAUCUAUGUAAACAGCCUGUGGGUGAAGGUGAAAAGAAUCACAAGGUGCGCAUGGCUGUUGGAAAUGGCGUUCGUAGUGAUGUUUGGAGAGAAUUCAUCGCACGGUUUGGUGAUAUAAAGAUGUGUGAGCUGUACGGUGCCACUGAAGGGAACAUUUGUUUCAUGAACCACACUGGAAAAAUUGGAUCUGUUGGACGCAGCAAUUUCUUUUAUAAGCUGUUGUUUCCUUUUGACUUGAUAAAAUAUGACAUUCAAAAAGAUGAACCAUUAACAAAUAAAGAAGGCUUGUGUGAAAGAGUCAAAAAAGGUGAAACUGGACUUCUAAUAUCCAAGGUAACUCAUGUCAAUCCUUUCUUUGGUUACGCUGGAAAUAAAAAACAUACAUCAAAAAAAUUAUUGUGUGAUGUGUUCAAGAAAGGAGAUGUUUAUUUCAAUACUGGAGAUCUGAUGGUCCAAGAUCACGAUAAUUUUCUUUACUUUCGGGACAGAAUUGGAGACACUUUCAGGUGGAAAGGAGAAAAUGUUGCUACCACUGAAGUCUCUGAUAUAAUUGGGAUGCUGGACUUCAUACAGGAAGCUAAUGCCUAUGGAGUGAGUGUUCCAGUGCAUGAAGGAAAGGUGGGAAUGGUAUCUAUUAUUCUGAAGCCUGGCCAGACUAUAGAUUUGAAACGCACUUAUGAGCACACCGUGAUGUACCUUCCUGGUUAUGCAUGUCCACGAUUUUUAAGAUUGCAGGAAAACAUGGAAGUAACUGGUACAUUUAAGCAGCAAAAAUUCCGUCUCGUGGAACAAGGAUUCAACCCAUCAAUAACAUCAGACCCAAUCUAUUUCUUAGAUGAUUCCGUAAAAUCCUAUGUUCCAAUGACUAAGGACAUUUAUGACAAAAUCGUUAGGGGUCUUUUAAAACUAUAAUUUCUUUACAUGCUUAUUAUUUCCACUGAGCGAAAACACUGAAACUGUGAUGUUUAACCACUGUCAGUACAAAUGUAUCCCAUAAAAUAUGACCUCACCUACUGUAUGCUAUAGCAAAACUAAUGUUAUCUGCUAAACUAUGGGGUAGGUAUGUCAUACAGUACUUAAAUAAAAACUGCAUUCAUAA